AGGUGAAAUCCAUGCGUUUGCGUUUGCGUGUGAAAAGCAAGAAUUUGGUAUGAAAGGGGAAGGCAGAGUCAAUAGUCGGUCAGCUGAAAAAGCUUUUUAGAGUGAGAAAUAUUGCAAUUUCUGGGGAGUUUAUAGAGUGAGAAAAUGGGAGCUUCCUUUGCGGGUACGAGUAGGGUUUUAGAUUGAGAAAAUGGGGGCUUCUUUUAUGACUUGGAGCUUUUAGAGAGAGAAAAUCGUCAUUUACGGAAAGAGGGGGUGGAGGAGCGAGAAAACAAGGAUCUGUUGGCGAGACAGAGAGUGACCUCCUUUUUUUAAGAUGAAAUUGGAGCGGAAGAAUGGGGAAGAGUGAGAAAAAAGAUGAUUUGUUUUGAGAGAGAAAGUGACUUUUUUAGGGGAGAGCGAAGCUUUUUUUAGUAGAGAGAGAGAGAGGUCAGAGAGGUGCAGACGGCGCUUUCAUGAAAGCAAUGUGCAGAAAUCCUCGCAACUUCGAGAGAGCAUCCAGACGAGAAGAAGUCAGUUGUUUGAGAAGAGCAGUUCUAGAGAGAGAAACUGCUCUAUCUCGUGUGGCAGGACGCUUGGACUUCCUCGAUUUUUUAGAUUUUGUAUGAGUUUCUCUCACUAGAAGCCGUUUGAUUUGAGAGGAAGAUGAAUUGAACUAGAAGGCUUGGAGAUCUUUUGCGUUAUCGCCAUUAUUGACUGGUUCUAUGAGCUAAGUCAGGAAUUAAGGAGGAAAACGUGGUACUCUUUCUGAUUCAUUCUUUCUCUGGAGGAUUUCAUCUCUUGGAGGUGCUCAUCUGUAUACGAACCAGAUAAUUAAAGUAUAUUCAUGCUUCAAUCUUUACUUGUUACCGAUUCGAAUUGGUUUUAUUGGCGAGGAACAGAGAUUCAAGAAGAAUUUUGUUUCUCUCUCUCUGAAGGAUAAAAUGUCUGUUUCCUCUUUGAAGGAAUGCUCGGACUAAGGGAGAACCUAGAUCGUUGAGUUUAAGUUUUCCUAAUUUGAACUGGUUUAACUUUAUUUGGAGAUGGCCAGUGUUGAUAGAGAGCAGGAAAAGUAAUAUCUUUCCCUCUCUCUCUGUUCUUAUUCAUUUCUAAGCAGAAAUCCAGUCAAUUGUGAAGUGCAAAAAGGCAGAAUAUCUGUAAAUCACGUCUCCUGAUCUUCGCUUUCCAUGGAAAUUCUCUGAAAGAAACAAGCACCAAAGGGCAGAAUUGAAACUUCGCCAUCUACACAGUUAUCAGAAAGAAAGAUAAGUACUAUUGAAUUGAAUCAGGAACUCAAUGAAUGAGAAAGAAACAUUGAAGAAGAGAAAACCAGAGGGCCAAUUGGACGUCUCUGAUGCUUCUUCUCGUGCUUAAGGACUUCAAAUACGCUUUCUAGGGAUUUGUUUCAUUGCACAGAGCUUGAUUCAGUUCUGGUUUUUGGACAUCAGCCAUGAGAGCAGGCUUAAGCACAAUCCAGCAAACCCUGACACCCGAAGCAGCAAGCGUACUCAACCUCUCCAUAACCGAGGCCUCUCGUAGAGGCCAUGGCCAAACCACCCCUCUUCAUGUCGCCGCAACUCUCCUUGCCUCUCCCUCUGGUUAUCUUCGUCAAGCUUGUAUUCGAUCUCACCCCAGCUCUUCUCACCCCCUUCAGUGUCGAGCGCUGGAGCUCUGCUUCAGUGUUGCACUGGAGAGAUUACCAGCUGCUCAAGGUCUGGCUCCUGGUUCUGAACCCCCGAUUUCCAAUGCUCUAAUGGCUGCCCUAAAAAGAGCCCAAGCUCAUCAGAGAAGGGGUUGUCCUGAACAACAACAACAACCACUGUUAGCAGUCAAAGUGGAGCUCGAGCAGUUGAUUGUAUCUAUACUCGAUGACCCAAGUGUGAGCAGGGUGAUGAGAGAGGCUCGUUUCUCAAGCCCAGCUGUGAAAGCAGCGAUCGAGCAAUCAUUGAGCAACUCAAACCCAUCUCAAAACACUUCGGUUUCUCUCUCUCCAGUUUCUCUCUCAUCUGGUGGGCUGGGUUUCAGACUUGGGGGUUCACAAUCAAUUCUAGGAAAUCUGGGAAGAACCCAGCAGCCCCAUUAUGGAGGUGGGGAUGGAGAACCUAGGCCUCAAAGGAGUAACCUUUAUUUGAACCCUAGGUUACAGCAACAGCAAAACCAACAACAACAAGAGAGUGGGCAAAGGGGAGAUGAAGUGAAGAAACUCAUGGAGAUUAUGUGUAGAGUUAAGAAGAGGAACCCAGUUCUUGUUAGUGAAAAUGAACCAGAAAAUGUGAUGAGAGAUCUUUUGCAAAGAAUUGAGAGGAGAGAGGUGGCAGAGGCUUUAAGAUCAGUUCAGGUUGUUUCAGUAGAGAAAGAGUUGGGUUUAGUUUGUAGAGAAGAUUGGGAUAAGGGUCGAAUUACAGUGAAGUUUAGAGAAUUGGAGGGAUUGGUAGAGAGAAGAUUAGGGGGAGGUGGGGUUAUUCUCAAUCUUGGUGAUUUGAGAUGGCUUGUUGAGCAACAAGGGGGGAAAACAGGAAGGUUGCCUGUGGGGGUCUCGGUCUCUGGUUCAGUUCAAGAAGUGGUUGCUCAAAUGGGUCAAUUACUGGCUCGCCAUGGAAGUGGAGGUAGGUUGUGGCUUAUAGGCACUGCGACUUGUGAGACUUACGUUCGUUGCCAGGUUUAUCAUCCUCCAAUGGAAAAUGACUGGGAUUUGCAGGCAGUGCCCAUAGCUGCAAGGACUCCGGCCCCCGGACUUUUUCCAAGGCUCGGGAACAAUCCAAUUUUAAGCACGCACUCAUCAGAGCAUCUCAAACCAUUGACGGGACUGUCAACCACUACGCUUUCAAGGAAACCAGCUGAGAGCACAGAUAAUGCUCGAAAAAUGAAUUGUUGUCCUUCAUGUAUGGAGGGCUAUGAGCAAGAGCUUGCCAAGCUUGUGGCCAAAGAAUUCGAGAAACCCUCUCCAAAUUCCAAACCUGAAGCACCACGGCAACAACUGCCUCAGUGGUUGCAGAUGGCCAAACCCCAGUCUGACACCAAACAGAACGAUCACUUGCAGAGCAAAGACACAGAAUCCGACUGGAAACAAAAAACAGAGGAACUGCAAAAGAAAUGGAAAGAAACUUGCCGCCAACUUCACCCCAACUUCCAUCUCACAAAUGCCGAAAAGCCCAAAGAUCAUCUCUCUCUUCUGGACCCCAACCAAAAGCCAACCCUUUCCACCCCUUACCCCACCCUUUGGCGCCAGUCGAAACCCAACCCUGAACCCAACAUCUCAGCGCCAAUGAGCCCAGUUCGAACUGACCUUGCCCUUGGUCGACUCAAACCCUUGAACCCACUACUUAACCCACUAUUGAACCCAUUGUCGAGCCCAUUCUCGAAUCCACAUCUAGAAAGGCUCAAGGACUCAAGUGGGUGCACCCAAUCGCAAAAGCCUGAUGAGCCCAUGACCGAGCAUGACUCGUUCAAGCAAUUGCUCAAGGGCCUGACCCAAAAGGUGGCUUGGCAACCUGAGGCGGCAUCAGCCCUUGCUCAAACUGUGGCUCGAUGUCGGGCUGGGUUUGGCAAGCGUCGUGGGCUUGGUCCACGCUCAGAUACAUGGCUCCUGCUCCUUGGUCCCGAUCGAGUUGGCAAAUCAAAAAUGGCCAUUGCCUUAUCUGAGCUCGUGUUCAGUAGCCAACCCACUAUAGUUCGGUUUGGUUCAUGGCCAAUUAGACAAGAUUCAAUUGAAGAAUUUCGAAGAAAAACAGCUCUGGAUAGAGUUGCUGAGGCAGUGCAUAGAAACCCAUUCUCAGUGGUUAUGCUUGAAGAUGUGGACCUAGCUGAUUCUAUGGUCAGGAACAGCCUUCUUCGUGCUCUUGAGACCGGAAGAUUACCUGAUUCUCAUGGUCGUGAAAUUCGACUGGGGAAUGUGAUAUUCAUAUUAACUUCAGGUUCUUUGAUAGAAUCUGGAAGGUUUCUGGCGGCUUCCAAAAGGUUCUCCGAGGAGAGGCUCGCUAGCCUGGUCUCACGCUCCAGGCCGAUGGGCCUGGUCGUCGGGCCUGCGGGCGGGUUAAAACGCAGGCCUGAAAAUGAAGACGUUGAGAGAGAAGGGAUCAGAAAGCAAAAGAGAGAGCCAACUCUGGCCAUUGAUUUGAACCAGUCCGCCGAGGAGCACGGAGAAGGAGACUCCAGUGAUCUCACUGUCGAGCAUGGUGGUCCUGUAUUUUCCAACAACUUUUAUGCCCGAUCUGGGCUUUCCAGCGAGUUUUUGGGGCAGGGUUUCAUCAAGGAGUUCCCUGAAUUAGUGGACGAGACAGUGGUUUUCAAAGAAGUGGACUUUGAAGGGGUUGUUGAGAGGGUCAAGGGGGAGAUAGUGAGGAUUAAGAGCGUUAAUGGAGGUUGGUUAGAGGCUAAUGAAGAGGCCUUGGGGCAAGUCGUUGGUGGGGUUUGGUAUAGUGGAGAAGGUGGGUUCGAGAAGUUCAUCGAGUGGGUGGACCGUGUGCUCGAGCCCGCAUUUGGUGAGCUAAAAGAAAUGGCUGAGCUAGGUGCGGUCAAGCUCGUUUUGGUGGAUGAGGGUGAUUUUAGAGAGAGAAACUCUGGGAAUUGGCUCCCUAGUAAGGUCCCCAUCGUUAGGAAAUGAAAUUCUUAUGCCCAAUUCUCUCUCUAGAAGAUGGGGAGAUGAGAGAUUUUGGUCUCAUUUCUUGGGUAAAAAGAAACUUACUUUGGCCUGCUCUCCCUCUAAAAAAUGGAGAAAUGGGCUUUCGCCCACAGGUCUUUGGAAAUGAGAGUUUUACCGUGGGCCCCUACUCUCUCUCUCUCUCUAGAAAAAUGGGGAGCAGUUAUGGCAAACCAUUGGUGCACCCUCUCUCUCUCUAGAAAUACAGAGACCGUUAGCUUAGCUAUGAGAGAGAGAGUCAAAAAGGCCUGCUGCUUCUAGAUGAUGGGGUUCUUAUACGAAGCAAAGAAGUGCCGUGAUGAAUAUGAAUUCAUAGUUUACUACACAUAGGUUUUUGAGAAGUUUAUUUUACAUGCCGUGUAUCUGUUACUCCCGAGGAUUUCUUCUUUAUAAAUUCUUUAUCAUUACUUAUUUGUAUUUCCAAGUCUGAUUUUUGCUAUCAAACUCGACAAAAUAUAUUUCUGUACAAUACAAUCUAACGGAUUUGGAA
Amborella trichopoda is the source of this 5108-nucleotide messenger RNA. The record is from RefSeq and is a predicted model, not a curated record. NCBI's taxonomy places the organism in Eukaryota, Viridiplantae, Streptophyta, Magnoliopsida, Amborellales, Amborellaceae.